Molecule: messenger RNA, 4142 nt
Organism: Triplophysa dalaica
Lineage: Eukaryota; Metazoa; Chordata; Actinopteri; Cypriniformes; Nemacheilidae
Exons: 2
Coding region: 2801-3523 (240 amino acids)
Molecular function (GO): protein dimerization activity
Source: RefSeq, a predicted model, not a curated record
AGAUGCCAUAAAGAAUUAGGUCUUGCAACACGGUAGGACCUUCUGCGUAGUCUCUGAGACAUUGCUCGGAGUGCUGCAGCCCUUGGGUUGACCCGAUGCAUACUGCUCCUCACUCUGCACCUCUGCACACGAAUUCCCUCUGCCUUCAGUUGUGAACGAACAGCCUCUGGUCCAAGUUGGUCAUUUCCAGCAACUAAGUCUCUAAUCUUUUCAUCCAAGUCUACAUCAGAUAUGUCCGAGUAUGAAGCAAACUGGAACAGAUGGAAGUGCCUGGAACAGCAAAUACAUUUAAAAAAGGAAUAAAAUAAUUAAAUCCUUCUAUUUUUCCCACAAUUUAUUAUUCUCAUAUCAGUAACAUUAACAAAUGACAUUGUAUUCUCCAUAGAGCAGGUUACAUCAUGGGAUGAGGGCUAACAUCUUUAUUACUGUAGCAUUCUGUUAGUUUUCACUAGUUUGAGUUUUGCUGGGGUUUUUUAUAAAAUCGUACAUAAUAUGAAAAUAUCUUUCUGUGAAGAUACAAACUGGAUAUCUUAAUAUUGACUAAGACCAUGGAAAAGAUUAUUAGGUGAAAUUAAAAUUUGAUGCUUGUUAUCUCAGAAUUAGAUUUUUAGACUUUUGCCUGGAUUUCACGGUCAUAAAUAUGUCCCCAUCCAGAGAUUCUGUAUUGAAUCUCUGCCUUUCCACUGUGAAAUGUCCACUUAACAUAUUUGCGGUGGUACAUUAAUUAAGCCAUCAUACAUGACAAAUCAAACAGUGGAUUUGGUAUUUCUACCUCUUUCUUGCAUCAAUAAUCAAAUUGAUCAAAAUGUGUGUGGUUAUUGGACAUAUUGAUUAUAUGAUACAACUACAACUUACCUUAAACGCCGGUUGACUGUGGAUAGGGAGACGUGUAAAAUAUCAGCAAUCUGUGGUGCAGUGAAGCCACAUGACAACAUAAAUGCCAUCUGUUCCCGAGUAAUGAGAUAAGAUGGUGCACCCCUGGAUCCACUACUUAUCAGCGGUGGUUGAUAUCCUCUAGUGCAGGGGUUCCCAAAUUUUUCAGACCACGACCCCCAAUAUUAGACUGCUGACGACCCGCGACACCCCCCCUCCUCCCCCUCCUUUCUCAUCUUUGUGUUUUCCUCCGACAGCUUUUUUUUUUUUUUUAAGGAUUUGCGAUUUGGUUACAUACUGACAGAGCUAAAACAGAAAGGAACACAAUCUCUAAGCCAGGCGAUUUUAUUAACAAAUUACGGACAAAAACAAAUACAUCCCAUCCCAUACAUCCCAGCCCCCCACUACGAGACCCCCCGGGGGGUCGCGAUCCCCACUUUGGGAACCACUGCUCUAGUGUCUUCACAAAAAUAUAAUAUAAUUAGGGGUGUCACGAUUUCGAUUUUAAAUCGGGGGGUCGCGACCCCCACUUUGGGAACCACUGCUCUAGUGUCUUCACAAAAAUAUAAUAUAAUUAGGGGUGUCACGAUUUCGAUUUUAAAUCGAAAUCGAUCGAAAUUAAGUCACAGUCUCAAACUUCGAAUUAAAAAAUGGACUUGUCGAUGCUGCCACGCCCCCAUGUUGCGUCUGGUUACUUGCCAAGCGAAAAAAACACAUGUGUUGAAGUGCUGCGAGUCAACCUCCUCUAACAGCCACUCAAAAGACAGCAUGGCAACUGCAGAUGCAGGAGACCCAUCGACAGAACUCGAAUCCCCUCCUCUUUCACUGAAGUCGCUGGUGUGGAAGUAUUUUGGAUUUCCAGUGAGUUAUGUUGACAACGUUCGCGUUGUCGACAAAAAAACAACAGUUUGCAAGCUGUGCUAUGUGCGUGUACCAUAAUAACAGCACGACUAACAUGGCAGGGCAUCUCCGCAGGCACCACAGAAACAUAGAUUUAUCUGUUAAACCAACAACUACACAAACUACUCUUCCGUCUUCAUUUGGAAUUAAACUUCCAAGCAACUCAAUUCGUGCAAAUGCAAUUACGCGUGCGGUAGGAGUAUUCAUAGCCGCGGACAUGCGACCUCAUUCGGUGGUGGAAAACUCCGGUUUUAGGCAUUUAAUUAGCGUGCUAGAGCCACGCUACGAAAUCCCAAAUAGAACGCAUCUCACAGCUACGGUGAUUCCCUCCAUGUACAAUAAUGUAAAAGAGAAAGUUACUGAAGGUCUGAGCAGCGCACAUUUAGUUGCCUUGACUACAGAUUGCUGGACAUCCAGAGCAACACAGAGCUUCAUGACUGUCACAGCACAUUACAUUAAUGAUGACUGGGAAAUUCAAAAUCCAGUCCUUCAAACUCGCCCCAUAUAUGAAGCACACACAAGUGAACAUUUAGCAGAAGUGCUGAGGGAAGUGGUAGUGGAAUGGAAGUUGGACAGACAAAAUUCAACCAUCCCUGUGACAACAAUGCUAAGAACAUUGUCAAUGCCUCAAAUGCAGCAGGAUUGUCACCACACAUUGGAUGUUUAGCCCACACUGUGAAUCUGGCCUCCCAGAAGGGGUUGGGAGUAAACCAGAUUUCCUGUCUUUUGGGCAGAGUCAGGAGGGUGGUCACUUUUUUCCACAGAAGUACCACUGCAGCAGCCAUCUUAAAGUCAAAACAAGACAUGCUUCCUCCUCACAAGCUGGUUCAAGAUGUCAUUACAAGGUGGAACUCCAGCUAUGACAUGAUCACACGCUAUUUAGAGCAACAAGCUGCUGUAUAAUCUGCACUUGCAGAAAAAGACAUAAAAAAAUGCCAAAGACCUUAUCACCCUCUCUGAUCAAGAUGUGACUGUUCUGGAAGAUGUAUGUCAGGUACUGAAGCCCCUGAAAACAGUCACAACCUUGAUGAGUUCCGAACAGCAGCCUACUGUGUCUAUGAUCAUGCCCCUACAACACACCAUCCUGACAUCUAUGAAACACAGUGACACAGAUUCAACAAUUGUAAAGGAUGUUAAAUCUGCUAUAGAGGCAAACUUUGAAGAGAGGUAUUCAGACCCAAGACUUCAACAGUUCCUGAAUGAGAGCACUGCCUUGGAUCCUAGGUUUAAGACUUUACCCCACCUGGAUGACAAAUCUCGGAAUGAGAUCUUUAAUUGUCUGGAGGAGAAAAUUUUGCAAGAGCACCCCACACAGUCUCAUGCCUCAGGAGAAGGGUCCAGCCAAAACCCUGCAGAGGAUCAAGAAACUGUAGCAACCAGCAGAGGCAGCCCCCCAGCAAAGAGAACAGCACUCAGUGAACUGUUUGGUGAUUUUUUCAGCACAGCCUCCACUGCAUCAUCAUCAGCAACCAAACCAUGGCCUGAUGUUGUGAAAGACGAGAUUCAGCUAUACAAAAUGGCUAAAGUAAUUUCUGUGGAUUCAAAUCCACUUAAAUGGUGGAAAGAUAAUGAGCACCAGUACCUACAUUUGUCCAAGCUUGCCAAACGUUAUCUUGCUGUACAAGCAACAAGUGUGGCAAGUAAGAGAGUGUUCUCAACAGCAGGGGACAUUGUGACAGCUCAAAGAGCAGCCCUCUCUCCAGAGAAUGUGGACAUUCUCAUUUUCUUAAAGAAGAACAUGAAAAUAUAAAAAAAAUCACAGUUGUCGUCUGCCCAUAGAAAUGUAAAUAGUUCAUAUUUUAGCAAUAUUUUAGUAAUAUUUUAGCAGUUCUCUUUCCAUAUUCCUCUUUAAGAAGAACUUAAAACUGCAAAAUUGUUACAGUUGUCUUGUGUUGUUAUAUUAUAAAAAAUGUUAAUGUUUUUGACAACUCAAAGAGCAGCUCUAAACAACAUAUCCAUCUUUAGGAAGAACAUGAAAGAAUGAAAAAAUACAGUCAUCAUUCUCAGGGGAUAAAAAGUAGUUAUCAGUGUGGUAUAUGUUCAUCUGUUCGGAAAUAGUUUAAGACACUUAAUUGUUCAGAGACUAUGGACAUGUCUGUUUUAUUGUUUUUGUUUGUUUUGUUGUGAACUUGAAUGUCAUCUUUUGUGAAGAAGACUGCACUUACAAAAAGGAAACUGGAUGGCAGUUUAUUUUAAGUUUUCAAUUGACUAAAGAUAUAAGUUAUUGUUACAUUAUGUUGUUAAUAAAAGUUUUAAAUUUGACAAUGUAGUGUGGUACAUUGCAAACAAAGGUCAGAUAUUAUACUGCAUAAAAGUCUAGUUUGAAAAAUGACAAUCUGUGCUUUAAAAAGAAUAAAUGUAAAAAUCGA